This is a messenger RNA of Cotesia congregata, 1353 nucleotides long. Lineage: Eukaryota; Metazoa; Arthropoda; Insecta; Hymenoptera; Braconidae. The record is from the annotation of a GenBank genome assembly.
GACGUUCAAAGACAUUCAGUUCACACCCUGGUCUUCAGAUCCUUGAAGAGGACACAUGACACAUUUCUUAUGAAUCAAGGUUUACUACCACCGAUUGAUCCAGAGUUAGAACGGAAGAAGAAAUCAAUCAAAGCACGAGAUACUUAUGGCGACAUAGUAAACAAAGUAAAAAAUCAACCAGUUAAAGCCAAAAAUCCAAAUGAAAAUUUAGAUCCGCCUCCACCCGGUGAUGAAUCAUUUGUAGGAGCUCAGAGUACAUCUUUAGUGGCUGUUAAUACACCAGCAGCAACACCAAGCUCAGCUGUAGCUACAUCCAGUGCAUCGAAUACGGUGGCGAUGCCAGUAAAGAAAACACCGCUUAUGUUAAAGCCCCAGUGGCACCCUCCUUGGAAGUUGUACCGGGUAAUCAGUGGUCAUUUAGGUUGGGUGAGAUGUUGUGCUGUUGAGCCAGGUAAUGAAUGGUUCGCUACAGGUUCUGCUGAUCGAGUGAUAAAGAUAUGGGAUCUGGCAAGUGGUAAGCUGAAAGUAUCAUUAACAGGACACAUCAGCAGCGUAAGAGGCCUUGCCUUUUCGAAUCGUCAUCCGUACUUGUUUUCUUGUGGAGAAGAUAGACAGGUCAAAUGCUGGGACCUUGAAUAUAAUAAGGUGAUUCGGCAUUAUCACGGUCACUUGUCUGCGGUUUAUAGUUUGGCACUGCACCCAACAAUCGACGUACUGACAACUGCCGGAAGAGAUGCCACUGCAAGGAUUUGGGACAUGCGGACCAAAGCAAACGUCCACACUUUAACUGGACACACAAAUACUGUUGCAAGUGUCAUUAGUCAAGCUGCAGAGCCCCAAGUUAUUACUGGCAGUCAUGAUUGUACUAUUAGACUAUGGGACUUGGCUGCUGGUAAAUCAAGAGCCACUUUGACUAACCACAAGAAAAGUGUCCGUGCGGUCUGUUUCCAUCCGAUGCUAAAUAUGUUCGCUUCAGCAUCUCCUGAUAAUAUAAAAGAAUGGAAGUGUCCAGAAGGUAAAUUUAUUCAAAAUUUAUCUGGACAUAAUUCGAUCGUUAAUUGUCUGGCCAUAAAUCCUGAAGGGGUUUUAGUAUCAGGUGCUGAUAAUGGUACCAUGUAUAUGUGGGACUUCCGUACAGGAUACAACUUCCAAAGAUUACAAGCACCUGUACAACCUGGGUCUAUGGACAGCGAGGCAGGGGUAUUUAGUGCUACGUUUGAUAUCUCUGGGUCAAGAUUAAUAACAACCGAGGCGGAUAAAACAAUAAAAGUUUACAAGGAAGAUCCCAACGCUACUGAAGAAAGUCAUCCAAUUAAUUGGAAGCCGGAAAUAAUUAAGAGAAGAAAAUACUAA